CCUUACAGGACUGACUGAUGCAUUUCAUGAGUAAGUAGCUUUAGCCCGGGUGUUUACUAACUUACUGGGUGUUUUUGGAACUACUGCAUAGAGUAAUUCAAAUAAGUAGCAUCAUAUAAAAGUACCAGCCUUGAACUCUGUCACAGUUCUGCUCACAACUAUCAUUCAUUGUCUUAGAGAUUUGGAGACAGUACAAUUGCUUAGCAGACUCAGGCAGCUAGCAAGUAGUGUGCUGUGUAGCAGUGCACAGAGCCUCCCAGCCUCUGCCAUCAGCUCCGUGCACUGGUUGAGCUCCUGUAAGUGGGAAUGGAUGAGGCAGAUCAAGGCAGCGGUGGCUCCCCUGCACAGUCUGUUAGCUUUUGUGGCUGUGGAUUUAUCCUCGGUUAUGAGCUAGGAGUUAUUCAGGCCCUGCAAGAAUUAGCACCUGAGAUGCUGGGAUCGGCAGCCAAAUUCUUUGGAAUAUCAAGUGGAGCAAUCGCAGCUGCAGUAUUGGCCUGUGGUGGCAACCAAGGUAAGGCGGAUGAAUGGUUUAGUUUGUUUGGUGUACUGUUAUAUGUGAUUUCCUCUAGCACUUCACUUAGAAUGGUCAGUGCACAAACUGUGGAUGAAGUUUACUAUGGAGUAUUGGAGAAAAAUAAAAAAUCACUCCUCAGCAUCUUCUCUUCAGGUUACAAUUUCCUUAAGCUCUUGGAAAAGGGAUUGCGUAAAGGCCUGACCGAAAACUGUCACCAGCUGGCCUCAGGGAGGCUUUAUAUUGGUCUCACACGUCUGCCAGAUGGCCAGAAAGUUGUAAUUUCAGACUUUUGCUCAAAGGAGGAGGUCAUUCAGGCAGUGCUCUGCAGCUGCUUUAUUCCUUGCCUAUGUGGAUGGAUCCCCCCUUCCUUCCGAGGCAUGCGAUAUAUUGAUGGAGGAUUCACAAGCCUGCAUCACCUCUCUGACCCAGAAACUACAAUUUACGUAUCACCAUUUGCAGGGGAGAAUGACAUAUGUCCAAGAGAUUGUCCAGCUGCUUUCUACACUAUCAAGUUCCUUGACUGCAGUUUUCAGAUCUCAGUUGAGAACCUGUGCAGGAUCUCCUACAGCAUAUUUCCUCCUUUAUGCCUGAACACACGUGAAAUAUAUGAACAAGGAUAUCAUGAUACCGUUUUCUACUUGCAAAUGAACAAGGAACAUGGAACAGUAACCAGAACAUCGAAGAAGACUUCCCAUAAGCAGCUGCAGCACAGGCUUCCAGAUGCCCAACAGAACAGGAAUUUAUCUGGAUUGCUGCAUGCCUUGGCUGAGAUCUUCUUGCAGAGUUUCUGGAAUUACAUCAAAUAUCUGCAAAAAAGACAAUUUUCUCUGCAAAAACCUAAUAAAGACUGAAAGGGAAGUUUCAGGAAGAGGAAAGUUCUUAUAUGGGUGGGUAUGGAAAGGGAAACAUUUAGGACUGUGCAUCUGGGUUACCCUCUAAAACCUUGCUAGAAUAAGUUUUCAGGGAGCUGCAAUGUAUACAUAAUAGCUGAUUACAUGAUAUAACAAACAUUUUAUUGAUGUUCAUUUGAUGUGAAGAAUUCACUUGUGGUUUUUGCCACACAAAAGUCAUGUAUAUAACCACUAAUCAUGAUAUUGAAAAUUUACAGAACCAUACAGUUACACUACCUGUAAAGCAUUAAUUUGUACUGCUGUUUUUCAUGGAAACAUUUAAAAAUGUGUCAAAGGCUAAAAUGUAGUUUCAGCUGAAAUGUUUGUGUUGUCAAGCAUACAAUUUUUAAUUAAUUUUCUAAGGAAAUCAAAUGCAUUUCAAAAAACUGUUAGCUGAAACCCCAUCUUUCCUGUAGCCCACCACCACCACCACCACCAAGUUUGUUAUUCUGUUCCAGACUUUCGUGAAUUUCUCUGUAUCUUUAUUGAAUUGCAGUGGACACAGUACUCCUGGUGAGGCUUUACCAGUGCUACAUAAAGUGAAAGAACUGCUUUCGUUGACUUCCAAGCAACACUUCUGUGUUAUUCCUAUCCAAUAUGCCUUUGGCUUGUCUCACAAUAAAAGCACAUGGUUGGCUCAUUGUCAAUGUAUGCUCUACUCUAAGCCUUAGAUCUUUUUUUGCAAUACUGAAGCCUGCUUAGUCAUUCCCCUAUAUGCAUCUGUUCAUGCAAGUGUUCUCUCUUAAGAGCAAAGUUUUGCACUUGUCCUAAUUGAAUUUCAUUUGAUUAAUUUCAGACCAGUUUGUCAAGAACACCCUGAAUCCUCAGCCUAUACCCCAGGGCAUCUGCAACCCCAUGCAGCUCAAUGUCAUCUGAAAUAUUAAGGAAACCUGCCUGGUGUGUUUUUUUUUUUUUCAUAAUGUAAUUUUGCAGACCUGGUUUAUGAUCUCUAAGUAGUUGUGGCUGACUAUACUGUAAUUGUAUGCUGUUCAUAAUGGGCUACUCGUUGUUUGAGUCCAGACAAGUUAGUUUCAAAGGCCAGCCACCCUGUUCAUAGAUAAAGUCCAAAAAAA
Molecule: messenger RNA, 2477 nt
Organism: Gavialis gangeticus (Gharial)
Lineage: Eukaryota; Metazoa; Chordata; Crocodylia; Gavialidae
Product: patatin-like phospholipase domain-containing protein 1
Exons: 8
Coding region: 307-1365 (352 amino acids)
Biological process (GO): lipid homeostasis; triglyceride catabolic process
Cellular component (GO): cytoplasm; membrane; lipid droplet
Molecular function (GO): triacylglycerol lipase activity
Source: RefSeq, a predicted model, not a curated record